Molecule: messenger RNA, 2498 nt
Organism: Nelumbo nucifera (sacred lotus)
Lineage: Eukaryota; Viridiplantae; Streptophyta; Magnoliopsida; Proteales; Nelumbonaceae
Product: threonine--tRNA ligase, mitochondrial 1-like
Biological process (GO): threonyl-tRNA aminoacylation
Cellular component (GO): chloroplast; mitochondrion; cytoplasm
Molecular function (GO): ATP binding; threonine-tRNA ligase activity
Source: RefSeq, a predicted model, not a curated record
CUGAACUUAAAAUCAGGGAAACUCCGUUUCAUGUUCUUUUCCCAGGUUCGGCCUCUCUUGUCAUCUUGUGGGCGAGCUGCUACAGCUUUUUCUUCGUGUUCUGCUUCUUCUCUGCUGACCCAAGCCCUCCUCGUCCGUCUAAUCUCUUCUAGCGCCACACUAGCAAUGGGAGAGACACCGAAGCCCGAGUCCAAGCCAAGUCAUCCAAAAGAUGAAGCUUAUCUUCAUUCUGUCAUUCAGAAGCGCAUUCGCCUCUUCGAAGCCAUCAAAGCACAGCAAAUCGAAGAGCGGCAGCGCAUCGGCGGAGAACCCAUAAAGAUAACAUUGCCAGAUGGCACUGUCAAGGAAGGCAAGAAGUGGAUAUCCUCACCUAUGGAUAUCGCAAAGGGCAUCUCAAAAAGUUUGGCUGCAAACGCUUUAAUAUCCCAGGUGAAUGGAGUUCUUUGGGACAUGUUUAGGCCUCUAGAGGGAGACUGUGAACUGAAGUUGUUUACAUUUGAGGCAGAUGAAGGACGUGACACUUUUUGGCAUUCUAGUGCUCACAUCCUUGGACAGUCCCUUGAGAUGGAAUAUGGUUGCAAGCUGUGUAUUGGACCCUGUACCACUAGAGGGGAGGGUUUUUAUUAUGAUGCAUUUUAUGGUGACCUAGGCUUGAAUGAGGACUAUUUCAAACAAAUUGAAUCAGGGGCAAUGAAAGCAGUUGCGGAAAAACAGCCUUUUGAGCGUAUUGAAGUAUCAAGGAAACAAGCUUUAGAAAUGUUUUCUGAAAAUAAUUUUAAGAUUGAAAUCAUUAAUGAAUUGCCAGAAGACAAGACGAUCACUGUUUAUAGAUGCGGACCUUUGGUUGAUUUGUGCCGUGGACCUCAUAUCCCAAACACAUCUUUUGUAAAAGCAUUUGCUUGUUUAAAGGCUUCAUCAGCCUAUUGGAGGGGGAAGAAGGAACGAGAGAGUCUACAAAGAGUUUAUGGGAUAUCUUAUCCAGAUUCCAAACGUCUGAAGGAAUAUCUCACUCAGCUGGAAGAAGCAAAGAAAUAUGACCACAGGUUAUUGGGGGCAAAACAAGAGCUCUUCUUUUGUCACCCUCUUAGUCCAGGAAGUUGGUUCUUCCUGCCAUAUGGCACCCGAGUUUACAACAAAUUAAUGGAGUUCAUUCGAACUCAAUAUAGGGAGAGAGGUUAUCAAGAGGUUUUGACUCCAAAUAUAUACAAUAUGCAACUCUGGGAGACGUCUGGCCAUGCUGCAAACUAUAAAGAGAACAUGUUUGUUUUUGAGAUUGAAAAACAAGAAUUUGGACUUAAGCCAAUGAAUUGUCCUGGACACUGCUUAAUGUUUGAACAUAGAGUUCGUUCAUAUAGAGAAUUACCACUUCGGUUGGCUGAUUUUGGAGUUUUGCAUCGCAAUGAGGCUAGUGGUGCACUUACUGGUUUAACACGUGUCAGGAGAUUUCAACAGGAUGAUGCACAUAUCUUCUGUACGGAAUCACAGAUAAAAGAUGAAGUUAGAAGUGUCUUGGAAUUUAUAAGUUACGCAUAUGGUAUAUUUGGGUUCACAUUUGAGCUGGAGUUGUCAACGAGGCCAGAGAAGUACCUAGGAGAAAUAGAAACAUGGGAAAAAGCUGAGGCUGCUCUUACUGAAGCAUUGAAUGAGUUUGGUAAGCCAUGGCAGAUAAAUGAAGGAGAUGGUGCAUUUUAUGGACCGAAGAUCGAUAUUAGUGUUUUUGAUGCCUUAAAGAGGAAAUUCCAGUGCGCAACGCUACAACUGGACUUUCAGCUCCCUUCACGUUUCAACUUGUCUUAUUCAGCAGAGGAUGAGGCUAAGAGGGAGAGACCUGUUAUGAUACACAGGGCCAUUCUUGGGUCUGUUGAGCGUAUGUUUGCAAUACUUUUGGAGCACUAUAAAGGAAAAUGGCCUUUUUGGCUUAGUCCACGCCAAGCAGUAGUUUGCCCUGUGUCAGAGAAAUCUCAACCAUAUGCAUUACAGGUGCGGGAUCAAAUUCAUCAGGCUGGUUAUUAUGUUGAUGUUGAUACAACAGAUAGAAAGAUCCAGAAAAAGGUACGAGAAGCACAGUUGGCACAAUACAACUAUAUAUUGGUAGUUGGUGAGGAGGAAGCAAACACCGGACAGGUGAGUGUGCGGGUUAGAGACAAGUCAGACCAUUCAGUGAAAAGUAUUGAGGAAUUAUUAACACACUUCAAGGAAGAAGUUGCAGCUUUCCAUUAGACUUGCACAUGGGUCUCAGGAAGAAAGGAAUGGGCACUGUACUCAGAUACCCUGUAAAUUGGAAAGGAACUCAUUUCAUGUUCAAUAUUCCAUCAUUCUACGUCUUUUGAAUCGCUCUCUUUUGUAUAACAUCUUAUUUCUAUUUUUUGUUUAUUUGCAUUCUUCCUACAAUCUCACUACACAUUACAUUGUUUAACCACAGGAGCAGGUUUAGCUCUGUAAUUUGCUCGAGUUUUAAUUUAGAAAAUUAAAAAUUCUGCUAGUCUUUCAUUCUUUUA